UUUCAUGUUUCUGAUUAUCUUAUGAUUACAAUCUUGUAAUCAUAUACAUUGACCGACUUCGUCGUUCUCUUCAAUGUAAUCAAUAGCCAGCCAUUAAAAACGAAAGCUGCGCUGAAAAUAUUAAUCCCAAAAUUUUCGGACAAGAGAGAGAGAGACACGACAUAAUCUGCACCAUCUGUUUUUCUCCCUCCUCAAUAUUCUAAAGCUGGAAGCUUUUUUUCUAUCUUUCUAAUUUCUCUUCUGAAACAAAGAGAUUUGGAUUUGUUCUAUUCUAAUCUUUGCCCAUUUGAUCCACUUUCAUCCUCUCAGUUCUAAAUACUAAUUAGCCUUUAAUUUGUCUCUUUCCCCUUUGUGUGUUUCCUGCAUUUUCCCGGAACAUCCAAGACAGAACCAAAAAAACAAAAGCUUGUGACUUUCUCAUCAAUCCUCUAACCCAUUGUUCGUACCCCGAUUUGGCGCGAACCCUUUUGUUUCAAUUUCGGAUUCCUGCGGCGAAGAAAAAGUUUUCGAUCAGAUCAGAGCAAAAAAAGAAAGAAAAAAGAAUGACGACGACAAUACCAAUACCGGAAGGGAUGAUGUUGGAGAUAAGUACGGUGGAUGACAUCAUACGAAGAUUACUAGAAGGCAAAGGAGGCAAACAGGUCCAGCUCUCCGAGAUCGAGAUCCGUCAACUCUGCGUUAACGCCAGACAAAUCUUCCUCUCUCAGCCCAAUCUCCUCGAUCUCCAUGCCCCCAUUCGCAUCUGCGGUGAUAUUCAUGGACAAUACCAAGACCUUCUCCGUCUAUUCGAAUACGGAGGCUACCCUCCAUCAGCCAACUACCUCUUCCUCGGAGACUACGUCGACAGAGGCAAGCAGAGCCUCGAGACCAUCUGCCUCCUCUUGGCUUACAAAAUCCGCUACCCGUCCAAGAUCUUCCUCCUCAGAGGCAACCACGAGGACGCCAAGAUCAACAGGAUCUACGGCUUCUACGACGAGUGCAAACGGAGGUUCAACGUCAGGCUCUGGAAGAUAUUCACCGACUGCUUCAACUGUCUCCCCGUCGCCGCCCUCAUCGACGACAAGAUCCUGUGUAUGCACGGAGGGCUGUCCCCCGAGAUGGAGAAUUUGGAGCAGAUCAGGGAGAUUGAGAGGCCUACGGAGAUUCCGGACAACGGUCUUCUAUGUGAUCUGCUCUGGUCUGAUCCUGAUCAGAAGCAUGAAGGUUGGCGUGAUAGCGAUAGAGGUAUCUCGUGUACGUUUGGAGCUGAUGUUGUCGCUGAGUUCUUGGAUAAGAAUGAUCUCGACCUCAUUUGCCGUGGCCAUCAGGUGGUGGAAGAUGGGUAUGAGUUUUUUGCGAAAAGGAGAUUAGUGACGAUAUUCUCAGCUCCAAACUAUGGUGGAGAGUUUGACAAUGCAGGUGCUUUAUUGAGCGUAGACCAAUCUCUUGUUUGUUCUUUUGAGAUUCUUAAACCUGCUCCAUCUUCAAGCGGUAUUCCUCUCAAGAAGGUACCUAAAAUGGGCAAGUCUUGAAACUCAAUAAUAAAAGAAAGUUUCACAAGCUCUACUAAAGCUAGGCUCUGUAUGCAUUUUCUUCAGAUAGAUAAAACCGCAAUGGUGAAGAGAACCUCAAAGGCUACUUUACUUAGUCAACAAAGAAGAAGCAUCGGUAAAAACAAGAGAGAGAGAGAUAGAUUAUCCAAAAAAUAUUCGGUGUAUAGUUGCUUCUUGAGAUUUUCAUCUUCUUUGGUCUGUUUUCUUUUUUUUCCUUCUUAUUGUUUCUGACUCUUCUUGUAUCAUCCAGUUACCACAUUUGUUAACCUUUCUAUUAUUGAAUAGACUUUCAUUGUUUGGUUCUUACU
Molecule: messenger RNA, 1840 nt
Organism: Raphanus sativus (radish)
Lineage: Eukaryota; Viridiplantae; Streptophyta; Magnoliopsida; Brassicales; Brassicaceae
Product: serine/threonine-protein phosphatase PP1 isozyme 9
Exons: 4
Coding region: 543-1511 (322 amino acids)
Cellular component (GO): cytoplasm; nucleus
Molecular function (GO): protein serine/threonine phosphatase activity
Source: RefSeq, a predicted model, not a curated record